Zea mays is the source of this 1804-nucleotide messenger RNA. RefSeq lists its product as uncharacterized. Bases 1194 to 1526 code for a protein of 110 amino acids. The record is from RefSeq and is marked validated. Lineage: Eukaryota; Viridiplantae; Streptophyta; Magnoliopsida; Poales; Poaceae. The transcript has a single exon.
GUUUUAAAAAUGAUUCUGAUUUUCUAGGAGAAUCAGGAGGAUCAGCUCCUCAUGAGGAUCAGGAUCUGGAGCUAAAGAAGCAGGAGUUGGAGCUUUGCCAAACGGGCCCUUAAUAACUGCGUUCUCAUGGACCAUUGUCAUCUUUACUUCCUGGUCUUUAUUAAGCCUGCAAUUUUUCAUUUUUUGUAAAAGGCGUCAUCCUAGCCCAACAAAAGAUAUGCUUGAGCCAUUACUCCGGCCCCCUUUGGCAGGGCCGCAGGGCUCCUAACGGCUUCGGCUCUGGCUUCUCUAGCUUCUUGGUUUCUCUAGAGAAGCCAGAGCCGUUUUGUAAUUCAUUUGGUAAAACAGCUUCUCACGAGGAGACGGUGGCAGAGACUGUAAUUUCGUGAAACAUUAUUGUGUGCCGGAUAGAAGGAGCCGGUAGAAGUUUGUUUUCUCGUGCUUCGGCUCCUAAUAGCAAAACGGCCCUGGCUCUUUGAUGGCUCUCCGUGAGGAGCCGUUUUUUUAAUACCGUUUGGUACGGCUUCACGAAGAGCCAGAAAAAGAGCCACCGAGAGAGCCCUGCUAAAGGGGGCCUCCAUAUCGCCUCUUCCGGUGGCCUAAUUCUGAAUGUGUCAUCCUCAAAGGCAUUAUUAGGUGAAUCACUUGAUAAACCAAAGGUUAUAUUGUUUGUGUAUUAUUUUGCUUUUUUGAUACUUCAUUAUAGAUGAUAAUAUACUCUUAUGCUGACUCUUUAUUACUACAUAACAUGCACAACAAUGACUCAUGUUUGAACAAGCUUGUUAUGAUAUUGGAUACCAGAUGCAUGGCACAGGUGAGGGAAAUGAAGUCCCCAUUCUAAUUUACUGAUUCCAAUGAAUCCAUAUAACUUCCCCUGUUGCGACACACAGACAAUUUAUUUAUGCAGUGGAGACUUACCUUUUUUCUGAGUACUACCAUUACGAGCUUGCAGGCUUUUCUUUACAUGAUUAGAUACUCUGAUGCAUGAAAAUAAUCUCUUUGAUGGGUUGUUUGUAAUUGUGAAUCUGAAGCCAUUCAAGUCCUGUAUUUAGGCAUUUUCUUCACAUGCCCUUCUAGCUCAUAGGCCUUCAGGAUUAUUGUGGUUCAGAACCUAAUCUAACCUUUCUUUUUGUUGCCUGCGGCAGCAUGAGCAUGAGUGGUCUGUUGCAAAAGUUACUGUGAUUUUCUAAGCGAUGAAAUUAUUAGCUUACAGGUCAGGAGGGUAUAUGCUGACAACUUUUGCAUGUAAAAUACACGGUGCGAUGCGACUGAUUUAUAUGUUGUAUGGACAUGUAAAGCUACUAAAAAAGUUGUGGAGAGUUAUUGGUUGUGCCGUACUGAACAGCACAAGAAAAACUUCUAAACAUGUUCUUCAUUACGAACUUAUGGUACCUAAGAAAUGCCUAUGUCAAGCUGUCAGGAAAAGUACCAUAGAUAUUAUACUUUCUUGCCUUAUCAGCCUUAGCAUAGAUAUUAUACUUUGUUACCUUGUCAAGCUUGAGACGAUGACAUUAUCUUUUGUAUAGUACAUUGCAGUAUCAAUUUCCAUCUCUUAAUCAUGCAGUACUGGUGGAAACAUAUCUGUUUGUUUUACACCUAAUGAUAAGAAUAAUCAUCAACAUAUUUUUCUGUUAACGAAACAAUAUAUAACACGGUGACACUGUGUACGCGCACAUGUACGCGCACUAAAUACUAGUUUCCAUUCCACCUGUCAUGGACAUGUAUGAUGUAUCUCUUAAUAUGGUUCUAUUAUAAAGAAAUGUAUUUCCCUUUAUUACAUACUAUAAUAUUAUCAGAUUUUUUA